Strongyloides ratti is the source of this 1827-nucleotide messenger RNA. Its product is annotated as Reverse transcriptase domain-containing protein. The record is from RefSeq and is a predicted model, not a curated record. The transcript has 3 exons. Bases 1 to 1827 code for a protein of 608 amino acids. Lineage: Eukaryota; Metazoa; Nematoda; Chromadorea; Rhabditida; Strongyloididae.
AUGAAUAAUGAUUGGUUUUAUGAUAAAAGUACUAUAAAGAAAUAUGAUAAGGCUAUUCAUUUGGUUAGAGAUAUAGCUAUUUGGAAUGUUCAAUAUCAAGAGAGAAGAGAUUUCAGAGAGUUUACGAAAAACAAGGGAAAGCAAUAUCGCACACUUUGGAGAGGAGGUAAUUCUGAGAAUGGGGUAGUGAAUGGUGACCAAAAGAUACCAAACUCCUCUGUCAAAAUUGUUUGUUACCAUUGUAGAGAAGAGGGUUACAAGAAGACCACGUGUUCUAAGUUAAACGUUAUAUCUACUUCGAGUAAUGGUAUUAUGAUUAGUGCUAAUGGUAUUGGCUCGGUUAUUGAAAAAAAGAAAAUAAAGUUUCAUGAACCUUCUCUAGUUGAAUGGAAAGAGAUAAAUUCAGCGUACCCAGCGGUAUCUAAUCUAAUUUAUACUGAAGUUAACAUACAUGAUCUGGAUAACAAGAUCCAUACAGUUUUAGGAAUGAUUGACAAUGGAGGCCAAGCUACCAUUGUAAAGGAUGAAAUUGUUAAGCAAUUAAAAUUAGGUGAUUCGGUUCGUCGAUUGAAUUUUAAAAUAAAAGGUUUUUUUUCAAAUGAACAGGUAAGAGUAAAAGGUGAAAUUACUCUAGAGCUUUCAAUCGGAAAGGAAGAAACCAUAAGGACAAAUGCGAUUAUUAUUGACGAUGGUUGUAUAGAUUCUAAUUUAGACAUUAUUUUGGGAGUCACUUUGAAAGAUUAUGUAAAGAACAUUGUUAGUUGUACUAUCCUUAAGGGAGAAGUGAAAAAUAAAAGUAAUAGAAUGCAUUUAGUUCAAUGUUGUAAGAUUAUGGUUCAACAACAUAAUAUCGAGAUAAUUGUAAUUGACCUUAGGAAUUUGAAUAAGAUUACUAUUCCGAUUCCAUUCUGCAGUGAGUAUUUUGAAGAUAUUAUUUACAAAACUUAUGACUCGUGUGAGACUACUCCCAAGAUAUUUAGCAGUAUUGAUCUAUCUCAAAGUUCUUAUCAAUUUCAAAUUCCUGAAUGUAAACAAAAGUUAUUUGGUUUAAGAUUUAUGGGUAGAGUUUUAACACUAUUAAGAAUACCACAAGGUUUCAAAAACAACCCAGCACUUCUUACUGAUGUUUUAAGAAAGGUCUUUUUAAACUUUGAUGUUGCUAGAAGUUCUUUGAAUUGGUACAUAGAUGAUUCCUUGUUGAAUUCGGUAACAUAUGAAAAUCAUAUUGAGGCGUUGGUUGUAUUGCUUAGAACGCUACAGCGGUUAAAUCUCAAGGUGAAUAUUAAGAAAUCAACGUUAGCCAGAGAAACGGUAAAGAUGUUGGGCCAUGAACUUCAUGGAAGAAAUGACUCUAUUACUCCAAAUGUUGAAGCUAAGAAAAUUAUUGCAUCUUGGAAAGUUCCUUCCGAUUGUCGUAAUAUAAAGAAGUUUUUGGGAAUUUUAGGAUAUUACUUAAAAUAUUUACCAAACCAGGCUAGUACAUUAAAACCUUUGAGAGAAAUUGUAAGAAUUUCUAAAGUAGAAGAGAAGAAUGGUAAUAAAUCAUAUUUUAAGUUUGAUGAUGAAAGUAUGCAAUUGUUUGUGAAAAUAAAACAAGAUUUUGCAAAGGCAGUAUUAUAUCGUGAAGUUAACGGUCGCAUUGAUGGAUAUAAAAUUCAUCGUUCAAGUUUUUAUUGUGAGUUAAAAGCUAUUAUUUGGUUAAGUAGAAAAUUAAAAGCACGGUUGUUGGGUCUUCAUAGAAUCAGACCAAAAUGGUAUGUAGAUAAUAUGCUUUUAGUUGGAGCCUUAACUAAAGAACGGCAAGAAGGUACUUUGGUUGAAUUUUAG